AUGGGUCAACGGCGCUAUGUCCGCUCCUUCUGCAAUGACUACUGCAGGACAAGCAAAGUAGAAGCCAUCCUGAACCAGCUCAAGUGGCCAACAUUACAAGAACGCAGGGUACAGGCUCAGGUGGUGAUGAUCUUUCGCAUCAACAACCCGGUUUCUAGAAGUCAUGACGAAUCGAGAGUCAUCCAAAAGAGUCUUCCUUCCCACCUCACUGCUUCCCUCCCAGAAACUACUGACAACAAACUACAGUUGAUCGACAUCAUAAUACCGGUAUGCGUGAUUCUGCAGAAUGAGGAGGUGUUCAGAAAUAGGCAAAAGCACAAGCUGGUCAUUACCGGUCAAGAUGAGGUAUCUGUUGAAGUGAUACCAGGCAGCGAUGUCAUGCCAAGGGAAGAUCUUUCCAUAACACAUGAAGAAGCAGACAACAUCAUAGAAGGUACACUCACCAAUAUACCCAGCUCAGAUACAGAUGGCAGCGAUGAGGUAAACGUGGAUGACAGACCAGAAGAAAGUUCAAAUGCAUCCCAGGCAUUGACCUCAGAAACAGGAGAAACAGGAGAAACACAACUGCCGCUUGUAGGACCGGUGCUAAUAGAUGAUCUGCAUAGGGUGUUUGCCACCAACAAAGAACACCAAGUCGGGAAUCGCAUGAAAAAAGUCUUAAAUUCUCUUAUAAAGUUGAGUGAAGGAAACGAUGGCAAAUAUUCUGCAUCUUUAAAGAAGUGUCUUAAUGACGUCCCAAUUGAUGUUCUUGGAGAUGUUGAAUAUUUUCUUGUUAAACUAGAUGAUAUUCCUGUCGGCAGAUUAAGAGACAUAUGUGAAAUUCUGCUGACAAUGCCCGAUAUCCAGCAAAAGGACAUCUUUUCGGAAUAUGGUCAGAAAGACCAGGAACGAAGGACAUCUUUAUUAGAAGGUCAAAUGAGAUUAUUACUAAGAAAGUGGGAGAACAAAGACGCUGCACGUAACUACAUGUCUGGUCUCAUAUUACAUGCAACUAUGGAUCAUUCAGUGUCUGCAUCCUUCAGCCAACAGGCCCCUUCUAGAUCCAAUCAAUUGACUAAUGAGCCAGAACAGGAGACCGGCCUUCUGUCACAACCUGAGGAAGACCUUAUAGGAUUUUGGAUGAGUAAGGUGAUAAAGCUAGACCCGACAGUCCAGGAAGGAUUAAUAGAACAGUUCAAUACAGAUCGUUCCCGCAUGGAAAAACUUCUGGAAUCAGGCUUGAAUCGUCUUUCCAUGGAACAACGAAAUAGUCUCCAAGAAUCACUUGCGUCAACGUCAACGCCAGGAUCUCCAGAAACCAUGAGACUUUUGAAGGAUCUGAUUGAAUGGGUGAAAAAAAUAGAUUUAUGAUAAAGAUAUGAG
Messenger RNA from Strongylocentrotus purpuratus (purple sea urchin), 1362 nucleotides. RefSeq lists its product as uncharacterized. The transcript is spliced from 9 exons. The record is from RefSeq and is a predicted model, not a curated record. Lineage: Eukaryota; Metazoa; Echinodermata; Echinoidea; Camarodonta; Strongylocentrotidae. The coding region runs from base 1 to 1350 and encodes 449 amino acids.